This is a messenger RNA of Rotaria sordida, 291 nucleotides long. Lineage: Eukaryota; Metazoa; Rotifera; Eurotatoria; Philodinida; Philodinidae. The record is from the annotation of a GenBank genome assembly.
AUGGAUAUUAUAGCUGAUUUACAAACUAAAUUAAUUAAAAAUGCAACAGAAGAUGAAAUUCAAUACGGUUUGAGGAUAUUCCGUAGUGUUCAUCAAUUAUACUCACAUGAUAAUGAAUUUCAUAAUUUAUCUCUUUAUGUUCGACAUAAUCGUGAAAAACAAGGAAAUCUUCGUAUUGAUGAUUCGGCUAUUGAUAUUCAAUUAUUAAAUAUGAAUAAUGAAUUUGUUUCAUUAUUAUCUUAUUUUCAUUCCAAUCGACCAUUAUUAAUUAUGGCUGGUUCAUAUACUUGA